Molecule: messenger RNA, 2589 nt
Organism: Bacillus rossius redtenbacheri
Lineage: Eukaryota; Metazoa; Arthropoda; Insecta; Phasmatodea; Bacillidae
Product: protein KRTCAP2 homolog
Exons: 5
Coding region: 507-905 (132 amino acids)
Source: RefSeq, a predicted model, not a curated record
UAAUUUUCUUUUUAGUAAUUUUGCAUGCAAUAAAUGGCAUCAAUUAAGUUGAGGGAAAUGAAAUAUGUGUGGAGGUAUUUUUUAAAUUACCUAAAAUCACUCAGCACUUAAGUAUAUCUACCUAGAAACACAGAUUGUGUUAGUGAUUUUUUUUUAUUAAUGAUAGACCUUUGGAAUUAUACACCUAUAUUAAUAAAUACCUUCACAAUCUGACAAACGAAUUUAAUAGUCAAUUUUUUUGUUUGUCAGCAAAAGAUUGUGAAAAAUUUUCGUUUGAGAAUUUAAAUAGUUGGCAAUAGAAGCUUGUCGCGUGGCGAUCUGGGGAAGAAAAAAAAAUACAUGUUUUUAUUUGAUGUGUAUGUGGCAUGUGGGAGGUUAUGUUUGGCAAUGUCUGUGAGGUGGUGAAGCAGCUUAUGGAACUUUGUGCAUUAGCAAGUGCUUAGUGACAGUUUAUUAGCACCUUUAACUUUUUUUAUUUGCUACAGGAUUGUUCCAUUAUUAAUAAAAUGGCUGUUUCAAGUGGCAUGUCGUUUGCACUCGCAUCAAUCAUGACAGUUCUCAUCUUCUCUGGCAUGCAGAUGUAUCGGCAGUGGUUGGCAUCAUCACAGCUCCACACAAUCCUUGGAGGAUACCUCGGCUCUGUGUUGUUCAUCUUAAUACUUACUGCUGUAGGAAAUUUAGAAACAUCACUGUUUGGCAAAGGUUUUCAAACAAAACUUGUUCCGGAAGUGAUACUGUGCCUUGGCAUUGCAAUGAUUGCCUCAGGAAUGGUGCAUAGGGUGUGCACAACCACAUGUUUGAUAUUUUCUGUGGUUGCGCUGUUCUACGUGAAUCGCAUUUCGCAGCAGACCCAUGCUGCCCCGGUGGUGGUCCACCAACCAAUCAUCACCAAGAAAAAGAAAUGAUGGUUACAAUGAAUGUGUUUAGGAUCAUAUGAAAGAAAUUUUUUGAACAAUUUAAAGAGAUAUUUUGCAGGACUAGCACUUGUCUGGUUUUUUUAAAAUUUGGUUAUAAAAAAAGGGUUGCAAAGAAAAAAAUGUAAUAUUUUUGCCAAAAUAAAAUGGACUAUUGAUACAUAUAUGAAGAACUGAUUAUUAAAUGUUGUCUUAAACAACAAGAAGAAACUAUUGUGUAUUGUAUGUGCUGUACAUUGUGUUUCUUUAAAGGUAAAUAAUAAAAAAAGCUAAGGGCAAGCAUUUACACACCUUUGUUUUGAUUAACAUGAAAUAGAUGGUUCUCAAAUAAAUUUUGAAUUAGGCAAAAAGUUUUCUAAUAAUUUGGAAUGUGUUGCAUUGAAUGUAUUCACUAUUGUAAUGAAGGUGAUGUAAACAUUUAUACAAGAGUUGUGUGUAAAUGAACCUCAUUCUUUCCUGUUCUAAUUGAUGUGCUGAAUCAGUUAGUUUUCAUUGUAACUCCAUUGCUUGCUGUGUGUGUUGCACAUUAAAACUGUGCAUUGGCAUAAUCAUUCAGCAGAUUUAUGACAUUCAGAUCAUAAUAAUUCACCAAAAGUUGAUUAUAUUAGUUUAAAAAAAUUUUAACAAAUGAGAAAUUACACUAUUAAGGAGUUUAUUAACAGAGUUAUCAGAGCACAUUUUAAUGACUAAUUUAAUUAAAAUGGAGGAAAAAAAAACUAUCACUUGUUAUCUUACUUGGGCAAGCUUUGAUCGUAAAGUAAAAUAAAUAUAUCUGUGAACCCUAAACAGGAUGUUUUUCUGACGGAGUGUUGAUUUUUAUCUGACUUACGGUAUAUGAAGCAAAUGUUGUUAAAUAAAGAAAUUAACAUCACGUCAGCAGGGAAUUAGCAUUAAACUAGUGCAUGCUAAAAUAAAAGUUUUGAUAUCCAGUUGUUCCAACUUGACUGUCAUAACUGACAUGGCAAAGACUUCACAACACUCACUUAUUUACUUUUUACCUCCAUGCUUCAACAUGAAGUGUACGAGUAUUUAUUUUAUGUGUUUGCCAUAUUGAUGGUAGAAACCAUCGAAGUGGUAGGCAUGUUGAAAAUUAGUAAGUGAAAAAUUUUAUAGUAAGGGUUGUUGGGGAAGAAGGUCAAUUUCAAGUUUUUCUCUUUAAAAUCAAUAGUCCACGAAAUAUCAGUAUAGCACACGUACACAUUAUGCAUGAGGAAAAAUGAUUCAGAAACAUUAAAAAUUUAUUUUUUAUAUGUAUAAUGGGAAAAAUCGACAUGGGAUAUUUUACAGUGGAGUAAUGAUAAACAGAUAAAAAAAUUCUUUAAACUUUGGUUAAAAUUGUAAAUAGUUACACUGCCUUAAAUUAAUCUUUACAUAUUUUAAGAAAUACAUAACUAUGGAAGUAUUUGUCUAUGAAGUGGUUUUCUGUUUAAAUUUGAAGCAAAUAAUAUACAGCUUAAUACUGGACAGUAGGCCUGAAUAGCAUGGAGAAAUAUGGAAAACCUUGCGACGAUCCAGAUCUCUGGAUAGCUCUCAAUUUGUUUGAAUUGCAAAUUCGUGAAAACACAUGAAAAAAUUUGUUGGGUGCCAAGAUUAAGUUCUGUAGAAUUAUAAGUUUUGAGGUUAUGUCUGUUACCUUGAAGAUUGCCUUGCAUAAAUAAAUGAAGUCACAAAGUUU